Molecule: messenger RNA, 582 nt
Organism: Penicillium mononematosum
Lineage: Eukaryota; Fungi; Ascomycota; Eurotiomycetes; Eurotiales; Aspergillaceae
Exons: 5
Coding region: 1-582 (193 amino acids)
Source: RefSeq, a predicted model, not a curated record
AUGCAGCUCCUUUCUAUUGUCGGUGUCAUGGCACUCGUGCCUGCAGUGCUCUCAUCCCCGGUGACAGACUUCAAGAAAAUUGCGGUCCGGGCUAAUAGUCGAGGCAACCAAACUGUUGCUGGCCUCGGAGCGCGCAAGCAGGAAGUGGUUGCUGCUGGCGGCAACACCCGUGACUUGGCGAUUGCGAUGCUGGAAACGGACACAAUGACGACGGAUUACACAUAUGGUGACGGAAAGACUGGCGACGGCACAAACUUCGGUAUCUUCAAGCAGAAUUGGUUUAUCUUGCGACACUCCGCAUCCGAAUUCCUGGGACAGACUGUUGACGACGUCGACAACGGAGCCAUUCUCAACUCCGAUCUGGGCAAAGACAUCCAAGCCCGCCACGAGGGUGAGGAACACUACGGAUUUGAAACCUGGUUCAGUGGCCACCGCAAUGGAGAAAGUGGUAUCAAGAACCCCGGCACGGAGGAUAUCAAUGGAUACAUUGAUGCUAUUGCAUGGAUUCAACAGCAGAUUGAGAGCGAUGAGAAGUAUCAGUCCGAUGAUACUCGCUUCUGGGUUGAUGUCCAGGCAAUUUAG